This is a messenger RNA of Lactuca virosa, 2187 nucleotides long. The record is from the annotation of a GenBank genome assembly. NCBI's taxonomy places the organism in Eukaryota, Viridiplantae, Streptophyta, Magnoliopsida, Asterales, Asteraceae.
AUGAACCCAAGAAAACACCUUGUUUUCUUGAUCAUUUUCACCUUCAAUCUCGCAGUUGACCCAUCAAUGGCGUCUUCACACAACACCACCAUCGAAUUCCAAUCUUUCCCUCCCCAAAACUUCACCCUCCUCGGUGAGUCCUACCUCCGUCAUGGCGUCGCCGGACUCACUCUCGAGUCCAACUUACUCGCAUCCUCCUCCGGCACUAUCAUGUACACCACACCAGUCCGUUUCUCCAGCAACCGCACCAACUCCUCCGCUUCAUUCUCCACAAGAUUCUCCUUCUCCAUUGUAAACCUCAACCCUUUAUCCCCAGUCGGCGACGGACUCACCUUCUUCAUCUCGCCGGAAAACCGCACUCUCGGGUCCCCCGGCGGCUACUUGGGUCUUGUGGAUUCGUCACGAUUAACUAAAAACAAAUUCAUCGCAAUCGAAUACGACACCCGGCUUGACCCACACUUCAAUGACCCAAAUAAUAACCAUGUCGGGUUAGAUAUCGAUAGCUUGAAUUCGAUCAAAACAGCAGAUUGCAUGGAUGCUGGAAUCGAUUUAAGAACUGGGAUUUCCUUCACUUCAUGGAUUGAUUACGAUCACGGUCAAAAGAAUCUCAAGGUGUUCUUGACGCGUUCACGUUUCAAACCCAAUAACCCGCUUUUAAACAUGGAUAUCGAUCUUUCCAGCUAUUUUCAAGAACAUAUGUAUUUGGGGUUUUCAGCAUCAACCGAAGGAAGCACAGAGACCCAUUUGAUCAAACACUGGAAGUUCAAAUCGUAUGGGGUCGAAUACUUCAAUCCAAGAAUCAACAACCCACACAAUGUUACAGAUAACACCAUCUUCACGAGCCCUCUGAUUGGGUUCCGGGUUGAUUCUCACAUCAAACAGUAUCGUAAAUUGAUCCAAUUAGGUCUUGAAGUUUCCGGCACGGUCUUCGUAUUCGCGAUUCUUGCUCUCUUCGGGUACAUUUCGGUGAAGAAAUGGAGGGAAAUUAAAACAGAGAUUAACAUAAAAUCAGAGGUAACACGAAACCCAAGGCAAUUUAGUUACAGAGAGCUCAAGAUCGCCACUAAUGACUUCCAUCCAAGUCGCAUCAUCGGAAGUGGCUCAUUCGGCACAGUUUACAAAGCGUUUAUGCUAUCGUCGGGAACCACCGCAGCUGUGAAAAGAUCUACAAGUUCCUGCGACGCCAAAACGGAAUUCUUCGCUGAAUUAUCAGUAAUCGCUUGCUUAAGACACAAAAAUCUUGUUCCUCUACAAGGAUAUUGCAUCGAAAAGGGCGAAUUGUUACUCGUUUACGAGCUCAUGCCUUACGGAAGCAUCGACAAUGUGUUGUAUCAAGACACCCACCACUGGGGUUUCUUAAAAUGGCACCAACGAUACAAUAUCGCAAUCGGGUUAGCCUCAGCCUUAGCUUAUCUUCAUCAAGAAUGUGAUAAACUGGUGAUCCACAGAGACAUAAAAUCGAGUAAUGUCAUGUUGGAUGCUAACUUCAAUGCCCGAUUAGGCGAUUUCGGGUUAGCUCGGUUGAUUGAGCACGAUAAAAGCCCUAUUUCGACUCUUACAGCUGGAACUGUCGGCUAUUUGGCUCCUGAGUAUCUUCAUUAUGGAAAAGCUACUGAUAAAACAGACGUUUACAGCUACGGCGUGGUGGUGCUGGAGGUUUGCUGUGGGCGGAGGCCGAUUGAGAAGGAAAGUGAUGGUGAUGAUAUGGUGAAUUUGGUGGAUUGGGUGUGGGAGAUGUACACGAAAAAUCAGAUCUUGGAAGCCAUUGAUAAGCGGCUUAUUGGGCAGUUUGAUGAAGAAGAAGGUAAGAGGCUUUUGAUGGUGGGGUUGAGCUGUGCGAACCCUGUUAGUGAAAUGAGGCCGUCCAUGAGGCGGGUGUUGCAGAUACUGAACCAUGAAGUUGAUGAGAUGGUGAUCCCCAAAUUCAAACCUAAGUUGAGUUUUUCAAAUAGUCUACCGAUGAGUCUUGAUGAUAUUGUGUCUAGUUUGGACGGAGAUGAAGUCGAAGAAGAAGAAGAAGAAGAACAAGAGGAGGAAGAAGAAGAAGAAGAAGAUGGUGGUGGCGGUGGUUGUAAGACGCCUGAUAGAAGUAAAACGCCAUGUGAGAUGCAGGAUAGAGCUUGUAAGACGCCUGAUACAGAUCUUGAUAGUCCAUUCGAGAUAUGUAUCGAUGGGUCUCAAGUUUAG